AGUUUUCCAGUAGAAGGUUGAUUAGGAAAACUACUUCUGAGCUGAUGCGAGUUAAACAGAGGAAUGGAGAAUCUCUGAAGAACUAUAUGAGCAGGUUUAAUGAUGCAGUUUUAGAGGUUAGUUCUUUUAAUCAAGCUGUGGGAAUUGCAGCUGUGAUCUUCGGUCUCAAGCAUGACAGGUUCAGAGACAGUUUGAUCAAACAUGCUGCCACCACCUUUAGCGAGGUGAACGAUAGGUCUCUGAAAUUUAUAACUGCUGAGAAGUAUGCCCUGGCGCAAAACCCACCUCCCACUAAGAACCAGCACCCAGAUUGGAGAGAUGACAAUUCGAGCAGGAAAAGGAUGAGGAUGGUGCAGAACCGAGGUCCGAUGUUGACCUCUCCACCGAGAUUCGGAAAGCCGAACUCAACACCCCCGCAACAAUCUGCAGGUAAACCUCCAGUUAAUUGGACUCCCUUUAAUCUGCCGAGGUCACAAAUUUUUAUGCAGAUCAAGAAUAAGAUGGAUUUAAGGCGUCCUGGCCUAAUGAAAAUUGCUGCUGCUAGUCGAGACCACACCAGAUAUUGUGAUUUUCAUCAAGAUCACGGCCAUACUACAGAGCAGUGCAACAGCUUAAAGUCCGAACUGGAAAAUUUAGCUCAGAAGGGAAUGCUAAAUGAGUAUGUUCAGAGAACUGAACAGCCGAGGUUUAUCAGAGAACAGAGGCCGCAGCCCCCAGGAGUCCGCAACCCCCCAAAUAGGCAAGGUGUGGGAUAUCAGCAAGCCCCACCUCUACUCCCACCCCCAGCCAGAAUCAUACACAUGAUUACGGGAGGCCUUGAAGCAGGUGGAUUGAGCUCUAAGCAGCGAAAGCUGUAUGUCAGAGAGAUUAAACAUCAAAACCGAGCUCAGAAGCGAAAGAUCGACAAUGCUGAGUGGAAAAAUCAACCCAUUACUUUCACGUCUGUUGAUCUCGAUGCAGUUGUUACACCCCACAAUGAUCCUUUGGUCACUUCUGUCAUGAUUAAUAACUGUGAAGUACAGCGUGUCCUUGUUGACACCCGGAGUGCCCCAGACAUCAUGUACUUCCACUGUUUCGAGAGUCUGGGACUGGAUCCAGCAUUGUUGCAGAAAUAUGAUGUCCGGGUCCUCGUAGUCAAAAUGGCGUCCUUCUUCAACAUUGUUAUUGGCCGACUCACGCUGACUGAAAUCCGAGCUGUGGUUUCCCAGUCUCACCUCUGCAUGAAGUUCCCGACUCCUACGGGAAUAGCAACACUACGAGGAAACCAAGAGGUGGCCAAACAUUGUUAUAUCACCUCCGUAACACAACCUAUGAAGGGCAAAGAUCCGACACCUGAGGCCAUUCCCCAACCAAUUUCUGAUAAUCAGCAAGUUAUGGGCAUUGAGAUCGUCGAUAAUCAUCCGGAAGAUAAAACCAGAGCUGCUCAGGUCGAAGAUGUUGAAGAGGUGCCCAUUGAUAACAGAGAUCCGAGCCGAAAGACGCAGAUUGGAACUAGAUUGAACCCAGAGGAACGAGCAGAGUUAAUAGCCUUUCUCCGAGCUAAUAAUGAUGUAUUCGCAUGGACUUCGGCCGAUAUGCCAGGAAUUUCGAAAUCAGUAUUCCAACACAAGCUUAGCACCAAUCCAUUGAAGAAACCAGUGGUCCAGAAGCGGCGUCUCUUCGGGGGGGAGAGGCUUCAGAUUAUUAAAGAAGAGGUAGAGAAACUUCUACAAGCUGGUUUCGUCAGGAAAGUUGAUUACUGCGAGUGGGUGGCUAACCCAAUCCUGGGAAGAAGGCAAACGGCAAAUGGCGAAUGCAAUGAGAGGUUAAGCCUCUUGGAUGCAUAUUCUGGGUAUCACCAGGUGUCGAUGGCUCCCGAAGACGAAGAGAAAACCUCGUUCUAUGCUGGCGAUGAAAUCUAUUGCUAUGUCAUGAUGCCAUUUGGCUUAAAGAACGCUGUAAAGAGCCGGAAAGCAGAAGACCAUCUAGCUGAUCUCGACGAAACCUUCAACAACCUCAGAAAGAACAGGAUGCGGUUGAACCUAGCCAAAUGCAUCUUCGGAGUGGAGUCCGGAAAGUUUCUAGGUUUCAUGGUGUCUCGAAGAGGGAUUGAGGUCAAUCCAGAGAAGAUCAGAGCCAUUGCUGAUAUGGAACUGCCAAAAUCAGUAAAAGAUAUACAGAGAUUGCCUGGAAGAGUGGCAGCUCUUCAUCGAUUCAUAUUGAAGUCAGCAGAUAAGUGCCUGCCAUUCUUCAAGAUUAUGAGGUCGGCCGCCCAGAAGGAUGAAUCAGGAAAACAGAAGAAAUUUGAAUGGAGUCAGGAGUGCCAAACUGCAUUCGACGAGCUGAAGUCUUAUCUUAGCUCGCCACCUCUACUGACUAAGGCCAUCGAUGGGGAAAUUCUUUAUUUGUAUCUGGGAAUUUCAAAUGAAGCCAUUAGUUCGGUUCUGGUAAAAGAAGAAACCAAGCAGCAGAAACCAAUCUACUAUAUCAGCAGUGUACUGCACGGGGCAGAGCUGAGGUAUCCCAUAGUUGAGAAAGCAAUAUUAGCAGUUGUCACUUCGGCCAGAAAGUUGAGGCCAUAUUUCCAGUCACACCCAAUUAUCGUUCUAACAAAUCAACCUCUCAGGCAGAUUUUGCAGAAACCAGAGUGCUCUGGAAGAUUAAUCAAGUGGGCAGUAGAACUGGGGGAGUUUGAGAUAACGUUUCAGCAGAGAUCGGCCAUCCAAGCUCAAGCAUUACCAAAUUUUAUUGUCGAAUGUACUCCAUGUCCUUCAACCUCUAAUUCAAAGCCCAAUGACUGGACCUUAUAUGUUGACGGAGCAUCUAGUAGCAAGGGUUCAGGGGCUGGCGCUCUCUUGAUUGAGUUGAAAAUUAGUGCAAUUCAAGUAUACAGUGACUCCCAGUUGGUGGUAAACCAAAUCAACUCAAUCUGCGAAGUUGUUGAUCCUAUGAUGGUGAAGUAUGUAGCCUUGGUGGCUGAGCUGAAGUGCAAAUUCCAGAAAUUCUGUCUGAGCAAAAUCCCCCGAACCGAGAAUGAACAGGCAGAUUCACUCUCCAAGUUUGCCUCUGAUAGCUCUUUAAGUUCCAGAUCUAUUUUUGUCGAGGUCCUAGAUGAACCAAGCUUCAUGAAGCCUUGGGUGAUGGAGAUUAGCACAAACCCUGAUGCACCGAGCUGGACUGAUUCAAUCAUCUCCUUUUUGCGAGAUGGGAUAGCACCUGAGGAUAGGCAGGAGGCAAUGAAGUUGAGAAAGAAAGCAUCUCGGUAUACACUCGUUGAUGGGGUCUUAUAUAAGAGAUCUUUCUCACUUCUUCUUUUGCGAUGUUUGAAUCCCUAUAAAGCUGAAUAUGCACUUCAAGAGGUGCACGAAGGUGUCUGUGGAAGUCAUAUCGGUGCUAGGACUCUAGCUCACAAAGUCUUAAGGCAAGGAUAUUACUGGACAAACAUGCAUAAGGAUGCCACCUACUUUGUUCAGAAAUGCCCGAAAUGUCAAUUCUUUGCACAUCUGACUCACCAACCAGUAGAGGAGCUCACGAACUUGGUAGCACCAUGGCCAUUUGCUAACUAUGGGAUCCCGAAUCAGAUUGUGGUCGAUAAUGGAACUCAAUUCAAUUGCUCCUCAUUUCGAGAUUUCUGUUCCAGUUAUGGGAUCAAGUUACAAUUCACCUCCGUUUAUCAUCCGGAGUCCAAUGGUAUGGUUGAAUCUGUUAACAAAUGCAUUUUGGAAGGUGAAACACCCUACCACUUGGCCUUUGACACCGAAGCAGUCAUUCCCGUUGAAAUAGGAGUCCCAAGCUUCCGGGUCACCCAUUUCGAUGAAGGACGAAAUGGACAGCUGCUUCGAGAAAACCUUGAUCUGCUUGCCAAAGUUAGAGAAGAAGCUCGGCUUCGAACUCUUGUGUAUAAGCAGAAACUAGCCAACUUCUACAAUAAGCGGGUCCGCCCUCGAACAUUCAAAGUAGGAGACCUUGUUCUCAGAAAAGCUGGCCUAAUAGGGUUUGAAACUCGUUUUGGCAAAAUCGCCCCAAAUUGGGAAGGCCCUUAUACUGUGGCCGAGGUGCCACAUCCUAGUGCCUAUGUCCUCCAAGACCAUGAAGGAAAGAGAGUUCCUAGAGUCUGGAAUGUCAAUAACUUGAAGAAAUUUUACCCCUAAUAAAAUUCUUUCAAAUGAUCUAUGUCUUACUAUUCUUUACGCUUCUCACUUCGUGUUUGUUGAGAUUCAUUUUACUUCUUAUUCUGUAUACCCGAGGUCAAUUAGUUCUUUCAUUCCUUGAAACCUCACCUCUAAUUAAUAAAUGUCACUUCACAUA
This is a messenger RNA of Rubroshorea leprosula, 4287 nucleotides long. Lineage: Eukaryota; Viridiplantae; Streptophyta; Magnoliopsida; Malvales; Dipterocarpaceae. The record is from the annotation of a GenBank genome assembly.